Molecule: messenger RNA, 1221 nt
Organism: Camelus dromedarius (Arabian camel)
Lineage: Eukaryota; Metazoa; Chordata; Mammalia; Artiodactyla; Camelidae
Gene: TDO2
Product: tryptophan 2,3-dioxygenase
Exons: 12
Coding region: 1-1221 (406 amino acids)
Molecular function (GO): metal ion binding; heme binding; L-tryptophan 2,3-dioxygenase activity
Source: RefSeq, a predicted model, not a curated record
AUGAGUGGCUGCCCAUUUUUAGGAAACAACUUUGGAUAUGCUUUGAAAAAACUGUCUGUAGAAGGCGGUGAAGAUGACCAAUCACAAAGCGGUGUGAACAGAGCCAGUAAAGGAGGGCUUAUCUAUGGGAACUACCUGCACCUGGAAAAAGUUCUGAAUGCACAGGAACUUCAAAGUGAAAUAAAAGGAAAUAAAAUCCACGAUGAACAUCUUUUUAUCAUAACUCAUCAAGCCUAUGAGCUCUGGUUUAAGCAGAUCCUCUGGGAGCUGGAUUCUGUCCGUGAGAUCUUUCAGAAUGGCCAUGUCAGGGACGAAAGGAACAUGCUGAAGGUUGUCACCCGAAUGCAACGAGUGGUGGUGAUUCUCAAACUCCUGGUCCAGCAGUUCUCCGUCCUGGAGACCAUGACGGCCCUGGACUUCAAUGACUUCAGAGAGUACUUGUCCCCAGCGUCCGGCUUCCAGAGUCUGCAGUUCCGACUGCUAGAGAACAAGAUGGGGGUUCUCCAGAGUCUGAGAGUUCCCUACAACAGGCGACAUUACCGCGACAACUUCAGAGGCGCAGACAACGAGCUCCUGCUUAAGUCUGAGCAGGAGCAAACGCUCCUACAGCUGGUGGAGGCAUGGCUGGAAAGAACCCCAGGCUUAGAGCCACAUGGAUUUAACUUCUGGGGAAAGUUUGAAAGAAACAUUGUCAAAGGCCUGGAAGAAGAAUUCACCAGGAUUCAGGCUAAGGAAGAGUCAGAAGACAAAGAGGAACAAAUGGCUGAAUUUCAGAAACAGAAAGAGGUGUUACUGUCCUUAUUCGAUGAGAAGCGUCACGAGCAUCUUCUUAGUAAAGGGGAAAGACGGCUGUCCUACAGAGCACUUCAGGGGGCUUUGAUGAUCUACUUUUACAGGGAAGAGCCCAGGUUCCAGGUCCCCUUCCAGCUGCUGACCUCCCUCAUGGACGUGGACUCCCUCAUGACCAAGUGGAGAUACAACCACGUGUGCAUGGUGCACCGGAUGCUGGGCAGCAAAGCCGGCACCGGGGGGUCCUCGGGCUACCAGUACCUGCGCUCCACAGUCAGUGACAGGUACAAGGUAUUUGUAGAUUUAUUUAAUCUUUCGACGUAUCUGGUUCCCCGACACUGGAUUCCGAAGAUGAACCCAAUUGUUCAUAAGUUCCUUUACACGGCUGAGUACUGUGACAGCUCCUACUUCAGCAGCGAUGAAUCAGACUAA